AUGAUUCCUCAAGGCAUUAUGUGGAUCAGAGGGAUGACUGAGAUCCGUACGACUGCGCUGCUGUCCCUUUCUGUCCUACGCGGAAAAAUUAUGUUGUUCUCUGGAUUACAAAGACGUGACGACUUUUUGAGGCCAUCAUUUAUCAACGAUGGAGCCGCCGCGAUCGUUAACGGCGCCAUAAGCGCUGCCUGCCGCCCUGUUGACUACCUAGAUAACAAUUCUGGUGAUGACGUUACUGAAGAUGGCAGCGGGGCCCCUGGGGGCGACGGGGAGUCCUCCCCUCGUGGCCGCGGGAGGCUAGGAGAGCUCGCGGCCGCACCGACCAGUACGCGGCAACAUCACCAAGCCGACGACCACGGAGGUCGCAAACUCAUUCAAGGUCAACGUCUACUGCACAGCGGUGCUGACGACACCACCGUCGUCAUCAGCAGCAGGAAUAUCGGCAGCAGCGCCCCGGCCUCAAGCCCAGGACCCCAACGCGUCGGGUCAGACGAGGACCUAACCCGAGGUCCGGAUCGAGUCCCUGCAGCUGGCACCACCGGCGCCACCACCGGCGCUGCUGCUGGCGGUGGGACUGUCGCCACCCACACGGUGUCCUUAGUCACUAACCUGGACAGCGACCUAGGGAGGCGAACACACAGCCAUACCUUGGCGGUGGGCGGCGGCGGCGGCGGCGGGGGCGGGGGCGCCGCCGCCACCGGGCCCGGAAAUGUCGUAUCUGGAACGGUCCUGCCGUGUUCGCAGGUGGCCUUGACGAUGCAGUGUGGUACGGCUACCCUGGCCCCAGGGGCUACUCUUCUCGGAAACCUGGAAACUCCUGCCGUCAUCGCCACCAUCAAAGGCCAUGGCUUGGACCCACCAUCACCACCAUCUCCUAAGCAGCAAGAGAUGCAGCAGAAGCCGCAGGAGCUUCUAGGGACGCGGACUCGCAGCACAGUGAACGAGUCCGGCAACGCGUAUGCGACGUCACAUGAAGGGGUUGCAGCAGCCCCCGGAGGCGGCGAGCAGGGUCCCGCGGCGCCUGCUGACACGGUGUUUCGGUCGUACUUGCGUGCCGCCGACGCGGGCCCGGACACGGGUGUUGGCAGCCGUGGGUUUGUGGGAUUGCGGGUUGGGCGUAUCAGUCGUCCGCGGGAGCAGCUGGGCGGGGGCAGGUGCCUGCAGGUGCCGCAGUCGACUCAACGGCAGGAUUGGUUUGAAGGGAAAGGUGGUCAACGAUGCCAGAGUCAUGGGGCACUAGCGGGGGGGAAUUCGGAGGGUCGCGGAGGUCGUGAGUACGUCAGCAGCCGAAGUCAGGUGGACCGUGAGCAGCACAACCGUGACGCCGAGGAGCGGUGCGUGUACGACGAUCGUCGUGACGAUGGAGGUCUCGCUAAGGAUGCUCGUACAUCUGGUGACAUCCAAAGUUACGGGAGGGAGAGUGAUAAGGUUCGGGGCCGCCAUGAGUACGGCGGCGCCCCUCGUACAGAUGUUGGGCGCGAUAAUGGUAGGCGCGACUAUGGCAGAUAUGAUUAUGGCGGACAUUUGCUGAAGUGCGAACGCCCGUGUGAUUCUGUCGGCGGCCGCCGGGGGUACGUUAUCGGCCGGGUGUACGGCGGGUAUUACGACAACGGCAGUCAUCGUGAAGUGUGCCGCAGCGAUGCCGACCGCGGCCGCGGUGACGGCAACUGUACGGACGCGGGGCGACGCGAAGGUGUACGGCCUGGCGAUGGUCCUAGCCGCGAUGGCGCCGGUCCUAUCGGGAACGCGGAUCCCCACCGGCAGGAAACGGGGCCUCGAGGGUCCGUUGCGGCCGUAGUCAAGUCGGAUACAGGAAGAGGCGAACCACAGGAAGAUCAGCAGGAACGUCAGCGGAUCAAGGGUGAAGAUGCCGCCGCCGCCGCCGCUGGACUGGACAGCAGCCGCCACGGCGCUGUUGCGCGUGCCGGUGACGCAGCUGUGGCCGCCGUUAUCAGGGUAUUGCGUCCUGGACUUGGUCCAGGCCUUGAGAUUCACACCGGCUCAGGGCCGGUCCUUCCAGCUAACGCAGAGGCCGGAGCCGUCGGCGAUCGAGGGUGCGGUACAACAGGAGAAGGCAUGACGGAGCGAGCGGCGGCAUCGGCGGCGGCAGCCGGCGACCCUGCCGCGGCGCCGCCACUGUCUCAGCGGCAGCAAUCGUGCGGCCAGCAUGGCGCACUUUUGCAUGCUCAGCUAUGGGCAGUGAAGGGCGAGCUGGAAGGGGAGGAAAAGGGAGAACAGGGUGAGGGCAACAGAAGGCGGCAACGCACAGGCCGCAGUGCCAGCAGCAGCGACAAAGGAUUCGGCGGCAGCGGAAGCAACGGUGGCGUCCGCGAUGCGCAUGAGUUGUCGCUACCUUUGCAAACGGCUUCGCCGUUGCGACGGCAGCCCGGGACGUCACCGCCGCCGCCGCCGCCGCCGCUGCCGAGCUCACGAUCAUUAUCUCGCGCGCCGCGGCAUGGCUGUAUGCCGUACUCCGGCAAGGCCUGCCAAACGCAUGAUGAUGUCUAUGGGGUGGCAGAACGGGAACAGGAGGGUCGUGGAGUAAGUCAGCGGUUCAACCCCCGCGAGCAGCAGCCGGAGCAACUUAACGGCGGCGGCGACCGCGGUGACCAAUUGGAAAGGCUGCUCGCUACCCCGAAAGCAUCCCAAGAGUACGGCCUGUUUUCGGAACGGCAUGGUGGCAACGGAGAUGGCAACGUUGGUUCCGUAGCAGAGCGGCAGGGCGACAUCGCUGACGCCGCCGUCGGCGCCGCCGCUGCAACCGCCACAACCACUGACUACCCGGAACCGAGAGACCUGGCUGCCCGUCCGAGUAAUGAACGAGAUUGCGAGUGUGGCCACGAUUAUGAAUGGGAUCCGGAAUCGAGGCGGGCUACGGAUCGAGAUCGAGAUCGAGGAUUGGAUCGAGAUCCGGAGCGAGAUCCGGGUCGGGAAGCGUACCUGCAGCGGGAGAUGGAGUUGCUGCGGAAGCGGCAUUUGGAAUGGCAGUUGCAGCAAAAGCGGAAGCGGGAUCAGCUGGAGUGGGAGCGGGACAGAGAGCGGGAGAGGGAGCGGGAGAGAGAGCGGGACAGAGACCGGGAGCGCCCUCCACAUCGUAAUCGGGACCGGCAUCGUCGAGCUACGUCACACGGAGAUGUGCCGCUGGUUCCCGAACAAGUUGCUCGUCCUGAGCGCUGCCACCCGGAACACCACCCAGGGUCAGCCCGACGCGAGCGACGCGGUCUCGAUCGAGACGACCGCAGCAGGGAACGGAGAUGCGAUCAACAACAGGUCUGGGAAUUGAACAGGGAUCGGGACCGGGACCGGGGCCCACCCCCGGACAGGGGCGUGGACAGUUGCAGUUUCUAUGUGGGAAGUCCGGACCGAGGCCGACACCACCAAGGACAAGAAUGGAACCCGGAGCACGACCGUGGAAAGGAGAGGGAGGGGGAGAGGGAGAGGGAGAGGGAGAGGGGGAGGGAGGGAGAAGGAGUGCUGGGCCAAGAGUUGGACAGGUGCCGACGCGGCCAGGACUCCGCCCCUGCAAUCGGGUUCCGAGCUAAGUGGCCCGCGCGGAUUUUUUCACGGCAAUCGGAACUUGUGCAGGAGGGAGAGCGUCGCCGGAUGCCGGCGGGUUCCCUUGAGCAUGCGGGCGCCGCCGGGCAGCGACGUGGCCAGGCCGCGCCUCGGGGUAUCGCCGCGGCGCGGCCGCAGCAGCAACGUGGCGAGUGCGCGCAGCAGAGCUCGCAUUCGCACUUAGCACAGCCAACUGAGCGCGACGUGAUGGAGCCGCCGCCAGGACCGCCGCCGCCGUCACCGUCACCGCUUCAUCCACUAAUGGGAGGUGGUAUGCACCUAUAUGCCCACGUCCAGCUUGAAAGGCACGACGAAGGGCUAUCCUGUGAACGACGCGAACAUGAGCCAGGGCCAGAGCUAGUGGCCGACCGAGAGCAGGGUCGGAAGCGGCAGCGGCGGGAGGACGCACCCAUGCCGACGCCUGCUGCUUCGUUUGCUCUUGAGCCCGCUGCUACUCCUGGAGAGCAGAUCACGUCUGUGGGAUCGCCAUUGCAAUCAUCUGAGGGGGUGCUACUGGCGCUCCCAUCGCAGCAGCCCCUGCAGCUACCGGGCCAGCAGCAGAUAGGGGUGCUGCAGCUACCGGGCCAGCAGCAGGAUAGACUUGGGACACGUAAUCAAGGACAAGUGCGGGCUGCUGCCACACGACAGGUUACCACGGGUUAUAUGGGGGCUGAAGGGGAGGUGACAGGGCAGGAGCAAGGAAAGUAUGGACAGGGGCUACGGUGCAGAGAGGAUGAGGAGGGAGAGGGGGAGGGGGAGGAGGGUGAGAACAAGGGAGCGGAAGAGGAGGAGGAAGAGGAGGAGGAGGAAGAGGAGGAGGAGGAGGGACAAGGGCCUUCCGGCGGCGACACAGGCGCGAGGAGGUUGGGAGAUGGAUCGAGGAGUGGCGGAGACAUUAUUCCGGACGUUAGUGCCGCGGCAGCGGCAGCCAUUGUUAUGGGGGAUGUGGGUCGUACUGGCAUUGGCGGCGGCGGCGGCGGCGACGGUUGCGUGCCCAGCCGCAGCGACAUGCUUAAAGAAGCCCAAGCGGAAGAGGAGGCGGCGGCGGCGGCGGCGGCGGCGGAGGAGGAGGAGGUAGAAAUGGCAGCACCAGCGCGGAAAUCCGAGCUCGUCUUGGGAGACAUUGACCGCGGCCGCCGCCUUGGCCUUCACUGCGGUGAGGGCGCCGACGGCAACGGGCGGCGGGAGGAGAAAGAAGUCGUCGGCUCCAGGCUGGAUCGCCAGGUUGCAGACAUCUGGAAGCCGCAGGAAUUACCUCAACACCUGGAACCGUCGCCGCCGUCGGAGCAUCGUUUAGGCCGCCACCGGGAGGACGAGCAAGCCCCCCGCUACGUCAGCGGCAUCAGUGCCGCCAGCGGCGCGGCCUCGGCGGAGCACGGAGCGGGGUCCCCCCGCUUCCUCGGGUUCGCGGUGCUGCCGCACGUCCGCCAUUCGCCGACGUUGCUACAGCGCCAGCAGGAGAGGAAGUCCGCGGCGCGGCAGGGGCAACGCCAGCCGCCGUACAGCCCCCUGUAUGGCGCCCGCCACACUCCGCGGCAUUAUCCGCGGGCUGUACCACCAAAGGACGAGGAGCGUAGGUUUCAGAGCCCUCCCCCGAGCAGGACCGACCCUCCGGAACCACGGCCGUCGUCGUCGUACCGUGGCCAAUGGUUACGGAGUCAGACCAUGCCGCAGCGGAUGUCGCGGGAGUCGUCACCGCCGCCGCCGCCGCCGCCGCCGCCGCCGUUGCCGUCACCGGCGGAGGCGACGUGGGGGCUAUGGCAGGAGCCACCCGGCAGCCGCAGUGGCGGCAAUGGCGGCCAUGGAGACGUCGGCGGCCAUCGCCGAUGGCAUCAUGAUCGGGAAGGGCGAGGGGGGAAGAUCCGGGAGGACGAUCUGGGGCUCCGGGACCAGGCGAUUCGGGAUCGCAAGAUCCCGGAGAACGGGAUCCGGAUGGAUCCAACUGUUCAAAAUCAGGAGCUCGACGGCCGGGAUACACGCAAAACCCGGAAUUAUCGGGAUCAAGAGACCCGGGAAGUACGGCAAGUACGGCAUUGGCGUUCAGAGGCACGACAGGAGCACCAAGACGCCAUGAUGGCCGGCCGAAAUCAGCUGGGGGGAUCGGGACCGGGGCGACCUGGAUUGGGACGGGAGGCGACGGCCGAUGACCAUGAUCUGGAUCGAGACGGGGGUUACCACGGAGAGUCCCGACGUGACACAGACAGGGGCAGGGAGGCCGCUGGCACGGUACGAGGGCUGGGCGGCAGCCUUGAUUGGGCGCCGUACGAGCGGCGGUAUGGCGGCUGGCGGGAGAGGGAGCGGGAGCAGCUGCCCGUCGGCUCGCCCCCAGGUGAAUGGGUGAUGGCGGGGAGGGCGGCGUCGCCGGCGCGUGGUGAUGGUGAUGGUGGUGGCGGCGGCGGCGGAGGCCGAGGCGAUGGCGACGGCCGCGGCGAUGGCGACGGCGACGGCAGGGGCGCUGCAGGAGUGUCGUACCAGCUUGACAGGGUCGUGGGGCGGCAGGAGGGACUCACGGCGGUGGAAGGGCAAGGAGGCGAAGAGGCAAGGGGUCUGCCGGGACAUGGGUACGGCAGCGGCAGCGGCGGUGGCGAAGUGGAGGGUUACGGUGCGCCAAGUAGCUGCAAGCGCAGGCGAAGUGGCGACGGCGAUGGUGGCGGGAGGGUUGCAUUACCCCCCCCUGCACAGGAUCGCCGCCAGUCGCGUGAAGAGGCGUCGACUCCGCCCGCCCGCUACAGACUCCUUGAAGAGCCGGGCCACGGGGCCGGCAGUAGCGGCGCCGCAACCAUCGCCGUCACGGGGAGCGGCGGCCGCAGCGGCAGCGGCGGCGGCGGCAGCAGCGCUGAGCAUAUUGUUGAAGGGCACACCGGCCGCAAGCGAUCGCGGAGCAACAGCAGCGACGUGAUCGGCGGCCGUCGGCAGAUUGACGUACAGCACCAGCCGCCGCCGCUGGCCUCUGUGGUGGAAGAACUCCAAAGCCCGCAGUCCCGCUGGUUCCGUGUAUCAGCGCGGAUGUCCACGGCGGCUGGGCUUCAACACACCACUACAUCACGUCAUCGUGAUGACGUCAGCGCCUACGACAGGGAAGAGCCGUCGUACCGCAACGCCGCCGCUGAGCACGGCAGCAGGUCAGCGGCGGCGGCGCUCCCAACCCGCGGCGCCGCCAGCGCGGCGGCGGAAGAGCGUAGCGGCGAUGGCGGCCCUGGGCGGCAUCGCGGCGAGGAACGAUCCUUGGGUUGCGACAAGGGCCGGCAGCAGCGGACGGAGUACGGCGGCCACCGUCGGGGCCCCGCCGGCGGCGGCGGCGGUGAUGAGGGUCCAUUCCAGACAGAUGCCGUCGGCCCCGUGGGCAUCCGCAUCAACCAAGCAAUCCUGGGCGCCGGGACAAACUACAAAAACAUCCUGACGUUGGUCCGCGAGCGAGGUCCCCAGUUCGAGCCCGUCAACGUGGCGGCGGCGCUGCACCGCCUGGGCUCCUGCGGCUUAGCGCCCGGAAGUACGGCGGUACGACAGCUCAUGGCGGAUCCGCAGUUCAAAGAGCUGGAGCGGAUGGCAUCUGUUACUUUGGGGCAGUUCACACCACAACACGUGGGCAAUGCGCUGUGGGCAUUCGGCACGCUGGGUUACCACCCAGGAGAGCCUCUCCUGCAGGGCCUUACGACCCGGCUGCUGGAGGUGCUUCCGGAGGCCCUCCCGCAAAACAUUUCCAACGGCCUGCUGGGGCUUGCCAAAUUAGGAUGGAGCCCGGGGCCCCACGUGCUGGACCAGCUGGCCCGCGGGUCGGUGGGCAAGGUACCCGAGUUCAAUGCGCAGGCUUUGGUCAACACCCUGUGGGCAAUGGCUCAUCUGAAUUAUGUGCACGAGGGGCUGCAGACCGCAAUGUUCGAACAGGCUCUAAAGCGAAUACUCGAGUUCAACCCCCAGAACGUGGCCAACUUCGUGUGGGCUGCCGCGACCCUUGGACUGGGAAGCAGCGCAGGCGGCGGAGGCGGAGGCGGUGGUGGAGGGUGCCAGCAGGGCCUUAUGCCCCAGCGCCUCCUUCGCAAGUGCUGCGAGCAGGCGCUCGCCACUCUGCAGGUGUGUCGUCACCUCUCCACUCGGGCCCUGCUGGCAAGCUACACCUGGCAGCAUGUGGCCAAUACGGUGUGGGCACUGGCAACAUUGGGGCAUCAGGACGCUACGGCGCUGGCGGAGGUGGAACGGGAGGUGGCGGACAGGCUGGCGGCGGCGGCAGCGGCUGCACGUGAUGGCGCCGCCGCCGCCGCCCCGGCAGCGGCCAGCGGCCAGUCCGCGGAGUCGGCGACUGUUAGCCCUACUGGACCCCAGGAGUCAUCUCCCAGUCCCCAGACCCCAGACAAUCGUGUGUGGGCUCUUCGUCCCCAGCACAUCGCGAACUUGCUGUGGGCGUACGGCACCCUGGAGCAGCCGGCGCCCGUACUUUUCUCGGCCCUGUUGCCAACCCUGUUGCGUCGCGUGGCGGAAUUCAGCGAACAAGAGCUUAGCAACAGCGUUUGGGCAGCGGCGCGGCUGGCGUUGUACGACAAACGGCUGAUGGACGUCAUCGGCGACCAGAUUUGCUCGUCGCGGCUUCCGUCCCUUUUGCCCCAGCACGUGGCCAACGUUGCCUGGGCAUACGGCAGGCUGACACAUGCACAUCGGCCGCUGUUCGACGGCCUUGUCGCGCGUGCGGUGUCGUACAUGGCGGCGUCCGGCGGCUCGGCGGCUGCCACCAUUUCCCUGACUUGGCAAAACCUAACCAACAUCUGCUGCGCCGCCGGCGUUUUCGGUUGGCGUUAUCCCGAGCUCCUCGAAGCGACGGAGCGAAGGCUGGCGGCGGUGUACCGCGCCGCCACCACCGCGCCGGACGGUCGCGGCUUCCAUUUCCCACAGCAGCCCCAUCAGCAGCAUUUCCAGCUUUCCGCCCAGCAGGCUUGCAACCUGGCUUGGGGUCUAAGUCUGGUCGGGGGUUGCGGUGCCCUGCUGUGGAGUGAGCUUAUGGUCGUUCUGGAGGCGGUUGUGGAGGCGCAGGGGGGCAUUGAGGAGCUGCCCGCGGAGGCCCUCACUCAAGUCUACCAGGCGUAUCUGUACAUCCAGUUGGACCACCCUGGAGUGUUCCUGUCGCCGGGGCCCCCGGGGCUGCUGCACCGCGGGGAGGCUGUGUGGAGGUCAAACAGCGCGCAGAGGUCCCAGGUGUCGGGCUUCCAAAGGGAGGUGUCGAGAGCGCUCUGCAGGAUGGGGUUACCACACCGGGUUGAGAUGCUCACUGACGACGGAUUGUUCUCAAUCGACCUGGCCGUGGAAGUGGUGAUGAUGGUGGAGGUGGAGAACGAGGAGGACGAGGACAACAGACUCGAUGUAGGGGAGGGGUUACGGGAGGAGCGUCAGGAACCCGGAAGGGGGCAUCCGGAGCAGAAGGAAGACGACCAGGAAGAGGGGGGAAAAGAGGAGAGGAGACAGCAGAAGCGCCAGAGGCUGGAGCGAGAGCAGCAGGAGCAACCGGAGGGAGAGGGUGGUGGCAUUGAUGGUGGUAUUACUGGUGGCGCGGCAGGACGCCGCGACCUCACCAGCUGUGCGCGCCGCAGUGGCGCGACAGUCGCCGCCACCGACGCACCAAGCUCUGCUGAUGCCACUGCCACCGCCAACACCUCCCGACCGCCUUCGCUCUCAAGAGAGCCCGAGACCGCUACCGCGGCUUCAGCUCCCAUCGUUAGUGAUAUCGCCGAGGUCAGCGCCACCAGGAACAGAACCACCACUGUUGCUGCCACUGAAGCGCCCUGGCUGUCCCAGUCGAUUUCCUCGGGGCCGCAUCCCAAACAACAGCAUGCCGACGCGUUGGCGCCGUCGCGGCCCCCGAGUACGACACCGUCCUCGCCACCGCCACAACGACGAUGUGGCCUUACUACCAAGCUGCUCCGCGUGGCGGUGGAAGUGGACGGCCCGGCGCACUUCACGGCCAAUACCAAACAGCCAUUGAGUAUGACGACCUAUCGGCGACGCUGCCUUGAGGCGCGUGGCUGGGUGGUGGUGAGCGUGCCGCACUGGCGCUGGUUCGAAUUCCGAUCGGGGCAACCGGAGCGAGAUGUACUUCUAGCCGAGAUUAUGCACGAGGCUGGGCUGGGUGAUAUGCUGAAGAAGGCGGCGGCUGGGGAGGCGGGAGGACCAGGGCCAAGAAGCAUAAGCAAGGCCAGGGAUUCGGAAGCAUAUCAACAGCACGAGUACAUUUUCGUCCGGAGCACCAACAGCCAGGGUUACACAUUCCAUAAUGAUAACUGCGCAAUUAUCAAUGGUCCGGUACUGCUACCUAGAUGCAAGAACGCGCAUACGGAGUUCAGCCACACCCAGUUCCUGCCCCUGUCAGCACCAUGAGCCCGAAAGCACAAGCAUGUGAGGGGUGUGGCGGAGACACGCACAAUAUUGGUUUUAACAGCUACGUUCCUAACAAUGCUUGCUGCGGGGCAACGACUGGUCCUCCUCAAAAUUGGUAAAUGGUAAACGAAGGCGCCUGUCACAUUAAAACACGGUUCGAGAAGCAUCCCUCACGCGGUGACCAAGGUUCUAAUGAGCAAGCCCAGGGCCAAUGGAGAGGCCAAGGCGCAUUGAACGCUGCCAUUCUUUUAACACUGGGUAGCAGAGCUGAGUUGGCCAACACCUCAAGGAGACGCACGUUGGCGGGCCCAGGUACGCCGUCCAGCAAUAAUCAACUCCAUUCUCCAGCCCCUUCUCCUCGCCCCUAAGCCUGGCACAAACAUGCACUACAGGCGACGAGCUGUUAAAACGCCGUUUUAAAUAAACGCCGUUUUAUGCCGCAACCUUUUCCCCAUCCCCGACGCCGUAUCCCCCCUAACCCAUACACAAGCAAGCACCCACAAAGCAGAUGCAAGCUCAACGCAAAUGCUCUAGCCGCGCCACCCUCCCUUACAGGGACCUUCAUUUCA
Messenger RNA from Volvox carteri f. nagariensis, 10484 nucleotides. RefSeq lists its product as uncharacterized. Bases 1 to 9915 code for a protein of 3304 amino acids. The transcript is spliced from 21 exons. The record is from RefSeq and is a predicted model, not a curated record. Gene Ontology annotation, cellular component: mitochondrial matrix; ribonucleoprotein granule. Gene Ontology annotation, molecular function: RNA binding. NCBI's taxonomy places the organism in Eukaryota, Viridiplantae, Chlorophyta, Chlorophyceae, Chlamydomonadales, Volvocaceae. Gene Ontology annotation, biological process: regulation of mitochondrial mRNA stability; mitochondrial RNA processing.